Molecule: messenger RNA, 1010 nt
Organism: Theobroma umbraticum
Lineage: Eukaryota; Viridiplantae; Streptophyta; Magnoliopsida; Malvales; Malvaceae
Product: Mitochondrial transcription termination factor family protein
Biological process (GO): regulation of DNA-templated transcription
Molecular function (GO): double-stranded DNA binding
Source: RefSeq, a predicted model, not a curated record
AAAGACAGGGUCAGUCAAAACUAGAAACUUGGCUGGCUGCUGGCUAUAGCCAGAGGACAGCCAAGGCAAGGCAAGGCAAGGCAAGGGAAGGCACCGAGAAUCUGUGGUGCGCAUAUUUGGAGUGGGUCCCUUCUUCCCUUGGCUUUCCCUUCAGACCAGACAUCAGUUUUUCUCUUUGGAACAGCUCUUUCUCUGGUCACAGGUACAAGACUCUCUUGUGUCAGUGCAGGGAUGCCAGGGAAAUCAUUGGCUUCUUCUCCGUUGACAUUCGAUUCUGCAACUUGUUUUUGUACUGCUGAUCUUGCAACAUCUGCACCAAAUAUCAUAUCAUUCAGUGUAACCUUCUCCAGUAGCGUCCCACAGAAAGCAAUAAAGAGAUUUGGUUCCACCCAUUUUUCUUCUAAGAAAUGGGCAAUACAUUCAACUUCACAAAUUGAAAAUUCAGCACUGAGUAAUGAAGACAGAAAAACAUGGGAAGCAUGCAGGCAAGCUUUGUCUGCAUUUAAUUUCAGCACAGAGGAGGAAGACAAGAUACUCGGAAAGGCAUUUGGGCAUGUCCAUUCACCUUAUUGGGGCGAAGAACGCAAGAAGGAAGUUCCAAAGUUAGAAAUCGUUAACGAAAUAUUAGAUUAUCUCAGGACUUUAAGUCUCUCUGAUGAUGAUCUCUACAAGUUGCUUAAAAAAUUUCCGGAAGUGCUUGGAUGCAGUAUCGAACAUGAGUUGAGAACAAAUGUGCAGAUAUUGGAAAAAGACUGGGGAAUAAAAGGUAAGUCUCUGAAAAAUCUUCUUCUUCGGAACCCGAAAGUGUUAGGUUACAAUGUUGAUUGUAAAGGAGAUUGUAUGGCACAAUGUACACGAUGCUGGGUUAGGUUCUAGCUGUCUUCAGGUUUCAAAUAUUUGUCCAUACAGAGGGAGCAUAUACUUUGUUGAAUUCAUAAGCACCAUAUGCCAUUUGAAUGUAAAUGCAAGCUACUUUUUGGGUUUAUCUAAUAAACUAAUCUUUAUGUUUA